CACUUGUGUUGUAGGUAAGGUUUAAUGAGACUCCAUUGGGCUGUAAUCAGUGUCAUGUCGGAUUCAUGUAAACUACAACAUUGUAACAAAAUGGCGUCUGUUUAGGUAACACCAGCAGGCAGCAGCGCCGUCAACCCGCAGCCACUCAGCUACAUGAAGUCGAGGUUUGUGAUUCGUCUCUUCAUUCAUUGUAGUCAGCGCUCAGCUGCGGCGUUAAGUUACCGUCAUAAAUUAUUCAGCUGUCUUCCGCUGGAAGCGUAGAUUUAAGCGAGAUGUUUAUUAGCAGGUAAUUGAGUGGGAGCAACUUGAAAUUCCUGGAUGACAUGAUAAUGAUUUUUUUUUUUUUUUGGAAGUGAUGUUUUUGUUUCUGUUUAAUUGAAAUCUGACGCAGAUACGCCGUUGCGUUCUCUAGGCACCGUGGCUCAUUAAACAACUUUGGACCGGCUCAAACGUUAAAGUUGACAAACAACCAAAUUUAAAAGAAAAGGAUUCUGUCUGUUCUGGAAUUUCGCCGAGGUGAUCAAGAUGAUUCUUUUGUACUUUUCUCGUUUGCCUUUCAAUGGCUUAUUUUGAGGAUUCCUUAAAAAUGUGUCAUCAUCUUGGAUUCUCAAGUCCUGCUUUCCUUGGAUUUACAGGAGUGCAUUAAAUUGUUGUUUUGGUGUCGUUACCUUUCUUCAUGCUUUGGAUGCAUUUAGUUAGAUAAAGUGCAAAGACAGAGCUCUAUGGAUAACUUGUUGCUGAAGGUAAUUGUUCAAUCAUGGUAAAACUUGCCAACCCACUGUAUACUGAGUGGAUUCUUGAAGCAAUACAGAAGGUUAAGCGACAGAAGCAGAGGCCGUCUGAAGAACGAAUUUGCCACGCGGUUUCUGCUUCUCAUGGAUUAGAUAAAUUGCUUGUCCUUGAGCAGUUGGAAUUAAGUGUUCUUGAUGGCUCCAUUCUUAAAGUCACAAACAAAGGCUGUGCAUCAUACAAAGACCCCGGCAAUCCUGGUCGGAUUUCCACACACUCGUAUGGAAACCCAUCGGCAUGCUUAAAGGGAUCUAUUAGAGGCUCUUCAGAUCUUCGAAAUGUGGAUUGGAAUAAACUGCUGAAGACGGCCAUUGAAGGCCUAGAUGAGCCCAGUGGUUCUUCACUGAAGAACAUUGAGCGAUUCCUUCGGAAUCAGGAGGACUUGUCGUGUGUGGUGAGCAGCCCGCAGUUCCAGCAGCGGCUCCGUUUGGCAGCUAAGCGAGCCGUUAACAAUGGGAGAUUAUUAAAGGAUGGACCACUUUACAGGAUGAACUAUGGGAAUUUUGAAGGGAUCGGAUCAUCCAAAGCCAGUGCUUCCACUCGCUGCCUCCCGUGUGUAACUCUUCUUCCGCAUGAGAAAGACCAGCCUCGUGCAGAUCCCAUCCCAAUAUGCAGUUUUUGUUUGGGAACUCGUGAGUCCAACCGGGAGAAAAUGCCGGAAGAGCUGCUUUCCUGUGCAGACUGUGGAAGCAGUGGUCAUCCAUCGUGUUUAAAAUUUUCUGCUGAGCUAACGAUCAACGUAAAGGCUUUAAGAUGGCAAUGCAUUGAAUGUAAAACUUGCAGUGCUUGUCGAAUUCAGGGCAAAAAUGCGGAGGACAUGCUAUUCUGUGACUCUUGUGAUAGAGGAUUCCAUAUGGAAUGUUGUGAUCCUCCACUUUCAAAAAUGCCUAAAGGAACAUGGAUUUGUCAUGUCUGUAGACCGAAAGAAAAGGGGAAAGCCCUGCUACAUAAAAGAGCUGCCCAGAUAAAAAGAAGAUAUGCAAAACCAGUUGGAAGGCCCAAAAAUAAAUUGAAACAACUAACCAUGUCUGUAGCCAACUCUGAAGGAACCCUGAUAGCACUGGCAGGAAGGGGGUCACCUGGUAGGGGUCAAAAGAUUAAAGUCUGUACCACACCUUCAUCUGGUCAUGCUGCAUCUGUUAUGGACUCAAGCAGCAGAUUGGCUGUAACAAACCCCUCUUGGGCAGGUGACACGGCCCAACUCACCACCACCACGUUUUUCUCGUCCACAUCCACUUCCUCUAAACUUAAUAAGAAAACCAAAGGUCUUAUUGAUGGCCUUACAAAGUUUUUUACACCGUCGCCUAUUGGCCGCAGGUCCCGUGGCGAAAUAGUAGACUUUUCAAAGCACUAUCUCCCAAGGAAAAAAGGCCCCCAGAAGCAGUCAUACACUUCUCAUUCCAGCAUGGUGGCUACAGGUAUCACCCAAAAAAUAAACUCUCCUAUCAAUGCACACCCACCUCCCCCUGUAUUACCUGGACAGAGUCCCAGUUCGCAGAAAUCCAACAAUUCCACUUCUGCUAACUCACCCCAGAGCUCUUCUAGUCAAUCUAGUGUUCCUUCUUUUGGUAGCCUUCCUAAUAGUAACCAGCUUAAGGGACUUUUUGAUGGACUUUCUCAUAUCUUUACCGCUCAGGGACAGUCUCGAAAGAAGGGACAUCCUAGUUAUGCACCUCCCAAGCGUAUGCGCCGUAAAGCGGACCUGUCUUCCACAUCAAAAUCUCUUUCUCGGCUGCAUGGAAAAAGAGAGAUAAAAAAUAGGUUAGUUUCCAGUUCCUCCUUGUCAUGUUGGGGAAUGUCAAGAGGACGCACUUUUAAGGCCGCUCAUUUCAAGCGAACUUUCUUGAAAAAACACAGGAUGCUAGGCAGAGUAAAAUAUAAAAUGACCCCUCAAAAGGGGACCCCCACACCAGGGAAGGGGAGCUUGGGAGACGGAAGAAUUAUUCCUGAUCGGGAUCAUGAUAACAAUGGCAAGAAAAAACUAAAGACAGAGAACAGCGGUGUGUGUAUAGUCAACACCAAGGACAAUGUUACCGAAGAGGAUGUAGAGAUGUUUAAAAAAGCUCAGAAACUUUCAGAAGAGAAAGUUAGGUAUGCAGGAGCUGCAGACUCUGGCCGCUAUCCUGCAGUAAUUGAAUUUGGGAAGUAUGAAAUACACACUUGGUAUUCCUCACCUUAUCCACAAGAAUAUUCAAGGUUGCAUAAGCUUUACCUUUGCGAGUUUUGCCUUAAGUACAUGAAAAGCAAACACAUUCUUCAAAGACAUUCAAAAAAGUGUGGUUGGUUUCAUCCACCAGCCAAUGAAAUUUACAGGAAGGAAAAUCUUUCUGUUUUUGAGGUUGAUGGAAAUGUAAGCAAAAUAUUUUGCCAAAAUCUUUGCUUGUUGGCAAAGCUUUUUCUUGAUCACAAGACUCUGUACUAUGAUGUUGAACCUUUUCUGUUUUAUGUUCUUACUAAAAAUGAUGAAAAAGGUUGCCAUUUGGUUGGAUACUUUUCCAAGGAAAAGCUUUGCCAGCAGAAGUACAAUGUCUCCUGCAUAAUGAUUAUGCCUCAGUACCAAAGGCAAGGAUUUGGAAGGUUUCUCAUCGAUUUUAGUUAUCUUCUUUCUCGACGUGAAGGUCAGCCAGGGUCUCCUGAAAAGCCACUGUCUGAUCUUGGCCGCCUGUCAUAUUUGGCAUAUUGGAAAAGUGUCCUAUUAGAAUACCUGUAUUAUCACAGAGAUAAACAUAUGAGCAUCAAGGGUAUUAGCAGAGCAACUGGAAUGUGUCCACACGACAUAGCUGCAACACUUCAGCAGCUUCGAAUGAUUGACAGGCAGCAUGGCAGGUUUGUAAUUGUUAGAAGAGAGAAACUGAUCCAAAAACACAUGGAGAGGCUAAAAGCUAACCCCCGGGUAAAUACCGUAGAUCCUGACAGCCUCCAGUGGACUUCAGUCGCACCGUGCAAUGCUGCUUUGUCUGAAGAAGAACGAGAGGCUGAAAUGGAGGCUGAGCGAUUAAUGGAACAGGCAACUUGCUGGGAAAAAGAAGAACAGGAAGCAUUUAAUGUAAAACUAAACAGCAGAUUGGCAUCUACAAAAAUGACUUGUAAAAAUUCAUUAACACGAUCUUCCGAGUGCCUUCCCACAAUUCCAGAAUGGUCAACCUUACAGUCAAAAGAAUGCAGUGAGAAUGAAAAUGAGGAUGAUGAAGAGGAAGAGGAGGAGUCUGAUGCCCAACCAGCUUCUCCUCCUGUUCUUACAAAAGCACAGGGAGUGCUGAACAUAAAGAGAAAGAAGCCAGUGUUACUCAGACGAAAAAGAGGUCGCAAACGUAGACAUGGCAAUAGCAGUGUCACCACAGAAACGAUAUCAGAAACAACUGAGGUGUUGAACGAGCCAUUUGAAAACUCUGAUGAAGAAAGACCAAUGCCACUUUUAGAACCAAACUGUAAGAUGGAUGGAGAAGAUGAAGAUGAGCCAUGUGUUAAGAGAAUGGUCAAUCGUCAUGACCGGCAGAAACAUGUUAAAACUGAACAGCUCGACAAUCAUAACUGCAGAAAAGCUAUUGUAGAGGAGAUGCACAGUAAAGAUGUUACUUCAAUUGGAAGUAUGUUAAAAGGGAGCAUUGAAGACAAUCCUGAGCCUGUGAAACGCAAGAAGGGCUGGCCAAAGGGAGUUAAGCGUGGUCCACCAAAGUGGAGACGUAAAAAGGAAAGGAAAACUGGUUUUAAACUGAACUUGUACACUCCACCUGAAACACCAAUGGAAGCCAACCAGGUCUUGACAGAAGAACAAAAGGAAGAUUUGGAUAAAAUAUCAUCUGUUACAGAAGUAGAUGGUAGCCUCAAAGAAAGUGACCUAAGUGUGACGGAUCUUGGACAACCGCUUUCAGAACCUGCAAGUCCAGACGAUUUACAUCCAAAAAUGAUUGAAGAGAAAUCAAGAAGUGAAGAUAAUUCUGAUAGUAGUGAUGAAUGUUUAGAAAGUCUUGACCAAGUAGAUGAGAACCAAGGUGAGAACCACUCUGAUAAAAUGGAUGAAGAUAUUUCACAGGUUCAUGAACAUGACGAUGAAGAUGAAGAGGAAGAAGAACCAGUGCAAAAUGAAGAUCAUGAUGCUGAUGAUGAAGAUGAUAGCCACGUGGACUCAACAGAGCUAGAGAAGGAAGAAGGUGCACCUGAGGCUCUGACAGAACCCACCGAAUGUCAAGAACCCUGUUUUGAUUUGAAUACUGCAGUGGAAAACGAUGAUGAUGAUGAUAGCAGUGGUAAUAGGAGAGACAUGGAAGUGGAUGAUGAUGACAAUGAGAUCGUUUCUGAGUCAGAGUCUGAUGAUGACAAUAGCCAUCACCUUCAUGAAAAGGAAGAGGAACAAAGUUCUAAAAUGAAAGAUGUGCAUUCAGUUUGUGCAGAAAUAGAUAAUGAGACUGUGCAGGCAGUACAGUCGCUUACCCAGGAAAAUAACGAACACGAGGACAACUUUCAGGAUUGUGUGGAGACCCAGGAGGCCUGUAGGAGCUUGCAGAGUUAUACUCAUGCAGAUCAUAGCCCUCAGAUGACCAUAAUGGAUGACUGUCAGCAGUCGGAUCACAGCAGUCCAAUUUCAUCAGUUCAUUCUCAUCCUAGUCAGUCAGUUCGUUCUGUAAAUAGUCCAGCGGUCUCUGUGCUAGAAAACAGCUAUACUCAAAUUAGCCCGGAUCAUAGUGCCAUAUCUGUGCCAUCCUUACAAAACAUGGAAACCAGUCCCAUGAUGGAUGUUCCUUCAGUUUCAGACCACUCACAGCAAGUCGUCGAUAGUGGAUUUAGUGACCUCGGCAGCAUCGAAAGCACAACGGAAAAUUAUGAGAAUCCUAGUAGCUAUGAUUCAACUUUAGGAGGGAGCAUUUGUGGGAAUAAUUCUUCACAGAGCAGCUGCUCAUAUAAUACGAUCUCCUCCAGUAGCCUUACUCAGAGCAGUUGUGCCGUGACGCAACAGAUCGCCAAUAUCAACGGGAGCUGUAGCAUGAUGCAACAGAACAGUAUCAACUCUCCUCAGAACUGCAGCGUCAAGUCUCCCCAGGGAUGUGUUGUUGAAAGACCACCCAGCAACCAGCAACAGCAAAUGGCUCAGUGUAGCAUGGCGACUAACUUUUCCCCACCCAUGCAGUUGACAGAAGUUUCUGAAUCUGGCAAUCCAAAUAUUGGAAUCUAUGAAAGGAUGGGCCAGAGUGACUAUGGAGGUGGCCAUUACCCACAGCCCUCUGCUACUUUUAGCUUAGCAAAACUGCAGCAACUGACUAACACCCUUAUGGACCAUCCAUUGCCUUAUAAUCAUUCAGCCUCUGUCACGUCCUAUGCAAACAGUGUCUCUCUGUCUUCACAGCUGAGCAACACGGGACUUGCCUCUUUAUCUCAGUCCCCACAUUCUGUGCCUGGAGGACCCCAGGCACAAUCCACAAUGACGCCCCCUCCCAACCUGACACCGCCACCUUUGAACCUUCCACCGCCGUUACUACAACGAAACAUGGCUUCCCCAAAUGUGGGGAUACCUCCCGCCCAGAGACUCCAGACACAGAUGCCCGUCAAGAGCCAUGUGGCAAUGCGUGGCAAGUCUGCACCCCAUCAGCAACAGUUUUAUGGGCGUGCUUCCCAAACAGUAGCCAUGCAAACACCUGCGAGAACAUUAGCCAUGCCACGAAUGAACAUGGGGGUGAAUCUAAUGCCUGCCCCAGCAUACAAUGUCAACUCGAUGAACAUGAAUAUGAACACUCUGAAUGCUAUGAAUGGGUAUCGGAUGUCUCAGCCAAUGAUGAAUACGAGCUAUCAUGGAAAUCAUGCCUAUAUGAAUCAGUCGGCACAAUAUCCUAUGCAGAUGGGAAUGAUGGGAGCUCAGCCAUAUCCACAACAGCCAAUGCAGGGGCCACCACACAGCAACAUGAUGUACUCGCCAGCCAGCCAUCAUAGCUACAUGAACACUGGCAUGUCCAAACAGUCUUUGAACGGCUCAUUCAUGAGGCGAUAGUAGUAGUGGUCGGUCGGUCGGUCGGUCAGUCUGUCUGUCUGUCUGUCUGUCUGUCUGUCUGUCUGUCUGUCUGUCUUUUCUUUUUCUUUCUUUCCGUAUCAUUUUGUAUUUAUAAGUGCAUACUAGCUCACUAUGCCCUGUGUGUUUGUGUGCGUGUGUGUGUGUUUUGUUUUUGUUUUUGGUUUUUUUUUUUUUGUUCGUCUUUGUUUUAUUUAAAACCAGCACUUGGUGUGAAUGCAAAAAAAGUUGCGUUGUUUGGAUAAUAUUUUUCUUUUAUGAAAAGCCUUACAUAAUCAAAACUGAAGAUGACUUUUCUAAAGUAUUUUAAUCAAGUCGUGAAUGCAGCCUAAGUUAUAAGGAUUUUUAAAACGGAUGCUUCAUGAUUGGACUACUUUGUCUGGCUAAUGGAGCUAUUUAAUGUGCCUGCUAUCAAAAUGCGGUUUGGGACGUUGUGCUCUUUUAAUAAGAAGUUCACCAAUGUUGAAUUUGUGUUCCACUCUUCUGCCUUUAUGCUGUAUCAUUUAAGUUAUUGUAUUUUCCCAGUAUGGUGUCACUUAGCAUGCUAUAAAGUCUUUGUUAGUGACAGUGCAUAAGGUAGUACUGUACAAGUGUUGUACUUAAUAGCAAGCCAUUUUAUACAUACUUUGCCUUGAUUAGGUUUUUCCCUUCAACGGGAGUGAGAUGAAACUAUAUUUUUGUUAAAUCUAAGAUUGUAAAAAUUGUAUAACUUAGUCCUGUUUCAGUCAUUACGUUUGAAAGGUUUUAUUGCGAAAUGUGUAAUUCAGUACUUUUUUGUAACAACAGAUUUCCUGAAAUAAGGCAGCUUUCUGUUUUAUAAAAAGAAAAUGGAUUUCUGUCUAAAUAAUGAAGCCUAUUAUCUGUGUUUGUACCAGCACACUUCUGACACACGUCAACGAACAGCUCCAGAAACACGGCAGAAUUUGGAAAGCAUUAAGUUAUUUUAUCAAAAUGCCUUUAACCUUACACUUUCAUUCCAUCUGUAGAUUUUUCUAUCUUUAUAAAAUGUUGGAAAUAUAUUUUACAGAAAUAUAGAGCUGUAGCCUGUGAAUAGACCAAGCUAAGCUAACAAAUCGCAUGUAAAAAGCAAAUUGUAUUUGUGUCUGUUUAUAUUGCUUUUUUGUAGCCUUUGUACUUGUACAGAAUGACUGUUAGGAAUGAAAGGAAAACCUGGGUAAGUGUACAAAAUAGGACAGAGCGAGAGUCUUGUAUUUAUCAGUUCUUUUUAGUCAGUCACUAAAAAAAGACAAAAAAAUCAAACCUUAAAAAGAAAUGCUGUACAUUUUAACAAACAAAAUAAAUUAUGAUGAGCCAUUAUUGUGUCAUUGCAAUCUGCG
Polypterus senegalus (gray bichir) is the source of this 8124-nucleotide messenger RNA. RefSeq names its product K(lysine) acetyltransferase 6B (gene kat6b). Gene Ontology annotation, cellular component: nucleosome; MOZ/MORF histone acetyltransferase complex. The transcript has 17 exons. Bases 758 to 6769 code for a protein of 2003 amino acids. Gene Ontology annotation, biological process: nucleosome assembly; regulation of DNA-templated transcription. Lineage: Eukaryota; Metazoa; Chordata; Cladistia; Polypteriformes; Polypteridae. Gene Ontology annotation, molecular function: histone acetyltransferase activity; DNA binding. The record is from RefSeq and is a predicted model, not a curated record.